UGUGUCAACCACCUGGUUAAAGGUAUAUUAGGAUAAGCGAGGUACGGUCACACUGCACAAAACAGCAGCGUGUUGCGGGCCAAUCUUAAGGAAAACAAGCCGAUUUUUUUAAACUUUUAGUAUAAUUAGGAUAGUAAAAUUGCCAUUCCUGCUGCGUAGGCUUCCAAGAGUUAUGCGGAGAUGUGCGCCGAGCCUGCCUGGUGCCCCUGCCGCUGCUGUUUCACCAAUCACAACCGCCCGACAGCCGCCAAAGUCGCGGCUACACGUCAUCCAAGCCAAUUAAGAGUUCCCGUUUGCGCUCCAGGGACAGGGAUUACGUAUAUGUGCGUAUGAUGGGCAUGCAGGACGAUCUGGAUGGCAUCGUUAGGAACCGCCGAAAAAACCUGAGCCUUCUGCAGCUUUUGGCCCUCACCAUGGCCGGCUUGGUGGCCGUAAAUCCUGUCCAGAUUCAAGCACAACCGCGGGACUUGGAGGCGCCGGGAUCUCCCAGGCCGCCAGCCCUGACGCACUGCGUGGAGGAGGAUCGUAGUCGUAUUGGAAGAAGACUCCUGUAUAUUACCACCUUAGAUGGAAGGUUGAGCGCCCUGGACAUUGGAAAGUCGGGAAAGCUUCGUUGGAGCGUGCCAACUGGUCCAGGGCCCUUGAUUUCCUCCAGUAUUCAUCGCCUGGAGUUGACCAACAAUGGGCAGUUUGUGCGAAUGAUACCCUCGCUAAGUGGCGGCAUAUACAAGUUUGACGGAGACUCUAUUGAUCCGAUCCCCAUUACGGCCGAGCACUUGCUUAGUUCCAGUGCCAAAUUUAGUGAUGACCUUGUGAUUUCGGGCGGAAAAGAGACGCGCACCUAUGGCGUCUCCGUUCGCACAGGUCAGUUACUCUACGAGUGCUCUAUUAAUGGUUGUGUGAAUACUACGGACGAGGGUCGUGCCAUAAACGACACAAUCGAGGAACCGGAGCUGGGCGAUAGUCCAGGGGAUGAGGACGACGAUCAUCUUAGGGAUGAGGCUGGUUACGUCGUUGGCCACGAUCCGCUUUUGGACGAUGUGAUUGUAGUGCGCCGCCAGACUCAAACUGUCCGCGCUGUGGAAUCGCGCACGGGAAUGGAACGCUGGAAUUUCAGUGUGGGGCAGCAUGAGCUUGAUCUUGUCCCCGCCGCCGAAUGCAAUCACCAGCCUCGCGACGAGCUAGAGCUGGCCGUCUUGGAUGUGGAUAUCAAAGUGGUUGUGCCGGAGGGAGUCAUUUGUGCUUUCAGCAAGAGUGAUCCACAGUCAAUGCUGUGGAAGUACAAGUUUGAUCACCCGAUUGUAAGUGCUUGGAAUACCAAUGCUGCUGACGAGCUGAAGCCCAUCGAUCUAUUUAGCUCCGCCCAGUGGUUGUGGGAUCUGGAUCAAGACGAGGACGAGCUGCCGAACAGACCACAGGCGGCGCCGUCCAUCUACCUCGGCAUGUACGACAAGCAGUUAUAUAUCCAGGAGUCGAUUCGCUUGCGUCAAGAAAUCAUGGACCAGACUCAGGUGUAUCAGCAGCUUACAGGCGAUACAAGCUUGAUGCCGAAAAUACCAUGGAAGCCAAUAGCAGCUAGCAGCAAUUCUCUGGUUAUCUUUAAAAAAGACCAAGAGGUGCCAGAAGUUAUUGGGGAAGCACCUAAACAACAGGGCAGUGAGCUCGUGCCAUACGAUGAACACAACUACGCCGUUGCGGCUCAAUCUGUGCUGAAUGCUUCGGAGUUCGUUAAUGGCAACGGAUUCUACUUCUACACCACCGCUGAACUAGAAAAUCCGUCAGAGUGUGGCACUAAUGAGACUCCUAGUGACUUUCCCGCCAUCGAGGCUCCACCGGACCCGAGUAACGUCACAGACUCAGAACCUAGGGGAAACACGAGCAUAAACGAUGAUCUUGGCUUUAGUCUGGACGACAUUGAUGCUCCUGUAAAGGUAGUGAUCCUCUCAUUGUGGUUCUGGUGGAAGGAAAUAGUGGUCAUCGCUUUUACGUCUGCGGUAAUCCUAAAUAUUUUCAUGGGUCAGCGCAAUCAGCGAGUGGAGCGCGAGUAUUUGGUGAUCGAACGCCAUGUUCCAGUACAGACGGCUAUCGAGGCCACCGAGGCAUCCACCCAGGCUCUUCUCGGUCCUGUGGUGCCGUUGCAGCGUCCUGUGAAUCGGUUUAGUUUUCCGAACCCUAACCAGCGGACUAUCUCAGAGUCAACAUCACAUUCUGGCGAGCACUACACCUCCCGUUUCCAAACUGACUUUGAACUGAUGCAGUGCCUCGGCCGCGGCGGAUUUGGUGUGGUUUUCGAGGCCAAAAAUAAGCUGGACGAGAACCGCUACGCCAUAAAAAGGAUUACGUUACCCAACAAGGACUCUUCCAGGCAGCGUGUGCUGCGUGAGGCACGUACUCUUGCCAGCUGCGAACAUCACAAUAUCGUACGCUAUUUCCAUUCCUGGACCGAAACACCGCCUACUGGAUGGCAGGAGGAAGAGGACCGAAAGCUUCUCGCCCAUGAGCUAUCCACUUCCAUACAAAUAGAAACGCCUGACGAAAGUACACUCCCUUCGCUGGCAGAGCAGUUGAAAGAAAAGCGCCAUCAACAACUGCUAUCCUGGGUGUCAGAUGCUGCCAAUAGCACAGCUUGCAGCCAUGACUUCCACGGCCAUGGAGAGCCAUCUCUAAGGAACAUCCGGGAGGAGUACGAUGACGAUGAAGAAGAGGAUUCUCUCAUUGAGUUCCGCAGUGAGUCCCAGUCGGCGGCUUUGAGGGCGGGUGAUAAUGACGAUGAGGACGACGACGAUGACGACGAAGACGAGGACGAUGAAGAGGAACACCUAGAGGAAGACAAGAAGAGGCUCCAAAGGAGCUCAGUGUCCAUCGACAUACACUCUGCUUCGUUUGAUCUGAAAAACAUCAAUUACUCACAGCACCAACUGGUGUCAAACUCCUUUCAGAUCGAAUCGGUUCGCUCAAAGAGCAACGUCAGCGACGAUACAGAGGACGAUAGUAAGCCACGCAAGAAACCACUCACUCUGGCACUGGCCCACAACCACAACAACAAUGGUAGUCAUCCAACGCCUCCAAGCGCUACACUUCAGAAUGGAGUGGUUGCCAAGCCAAGCAAGGUGUACCUCUACAUCCAGAUGCAGUUGUGCCGAAAGGAGAGUCUGCGCGAUUGGCUGAGGGACAAUCGCACGGAGGCUAGGACGGCCCAUAUUGCUGAUAUUUUCCACCAGAUCGUAGACGCCGUAGACUAUGUACAUCUGAAGGGCUUGAUCCAUCGGGACCUUAAGCCGAGCAACAUCUUCUUCUCCCAGGAUGGCCAGAUUAAGAUUGGCGACUUUGGUCUUGUCACCGACAUGGCGGACAUCCCGAAUCUGGUGGCCAAGUGCGGGGAUCAGACUGGGUUGCCCUCAUGUGCCCGACACACCCAGCAAGUGGGCACCCACCUCUACAUGUCGCCUGAACAGCUGCUAGGCCGGCACUAUGACUACAAGGUGGACAUAUAUUCGCUGGGCCUUAUUUUCUUCGAGCUGCACGUGUACUUCUGCACCGAAAUGGAGCGGAUUAAAACGAUGCGCAACCUAAGAGAUGGACAGUAUCCCAAGGACUUUGCAGUCAAGUACCCGGAGCAAUACGACCUUCUGCAGCAGAUGCUGUCUGCAGACCCGGAACAGCGUCCGCAAACCAAGCAACUGAAGAGUCAACUGCAUGAGAUUCUUCAGCUGCCGCAGCACUUGAUGGAAGGACGUGGUGAGCAUGCAGUGCUGGCGGAGCGGGCCAGGCGCCUCAGUCGAAGUCGAACCUUUAGCAGCUCUAGCGAGCAGCAGCAGUGAUAGACCAAAGCCGACAGCAGCUUUAUCAGAUAACAAUUCAUUUAUAAGCCAUUCACCAAACGCGCCCGAUUGUGUGUUAACCCUCACCUGGCUAUGCCUCAUUCGCUGACCUCGAUCCGCACCGGUCGCAGGAUCAUUUAAUCGUUUAAAUUAGUUUCGAUAAGUUUUGUAUUACGUUCGCUUUUUAAACUCUUGCGUGUCGCAAAAUAGCAACAACAUCAUGUCCUUUUGUUUAUAAGACUUAACCUUAGCAAUUAUACAUUUAAACUACAUAUUGAUACAUACAUAUUGAUGUACUCCAAAAAAAGAAUUCAGUCGUUAGCCUAAGUUGAUGAUCGAUGAUCUACGGAUAAAGUUGGGCCAAAAUUGUUUGUCUUAGUUUGUUUCUGGCCACGCAGGCCAACCAAUACGAGAGUUU
Drosophila bipectinata is the source of this 4239-nucleotide messenger RNA. It is a transcript of the gene PEK, whose product is annotated as pancreatic eIF-2alpha kinase. Lineage: Eukaryota; Metazoa; Arthropoda; Insecta; Diptera; Drosophilidae. The record is from RefSeq and is a predicted model, not a curated record. Gene Ontology annotation, cellular component: cytoplasm; nucleus. Gene Ontology annotation, biological process: protein phosphorylation. Gene Ontology annotation, molecular function: eukaryotic translation initiation factor 2alpha kinase activity; ATP binding; protein binding.